AUGACGGCCAUCGUGGACGCGGACCCGGUCCUCCUCGCGGAGUUUGAUCGACAGAGGAACGCGAAACAGGACGUUCUGUUCGCUAAAGGGAUGAACGGCGGGAUGGGCGGGUACGAGUCCGCGGUCGCGGCGAGGAAGAACGACCUGUUCGAAGACGUCUUCGCGUCGCUGCCGAAGGGAUCGAACGUCGAGGCGACCGUCGUCGAGGUCGGCAUGGGGACGUUCCCGAACGCGCGGUAUUACUUCGACGGCGGACGUCGCGGCGGGAGGAAACUAGACAUCGUCGGCGUGGACCCGAACGACGCGAUGGAGUCGUUCGCGCGGUCGAACCUCGCGAAGGCGAACGAAGCGUUCGGCGGCGGCGGCGGCGAGGACGCGUCGCUGCGAAUCGUCCACGGCGUCGCGGAGGCGCUGCCGCUGAAGGAUAACAGCGCGGACGCGGUCGUGUGCACGCUCACGCUGUGCAGCGUGCUCGAUCAAGUCGCGGCGGUGAGCGAGAUCAAGCGUAUUUUGAAACCGGGCGCGCCGUUCAUGUUCAUCGAGCACGUCCUGAGCGAGGACGACCCUCGACUCGCGGCGCAGCAGAUCAGCCUGAACGGCAUGCAAGUCGCGAUGGCGGACGGGUGCCACCUCGACCGUAAGACGUUGGACGUGAUCGACGCCGCGGGGUUCGCGUCCGUGCGCUCGGAGCGGUUCACGUUGCCCGGGUUCGGGCUCAUCUCCUCGCAAGUCGCUGGGAUCGCGAUAGUUUAG
Molecule: messenger RNA, 753 nt
Organism: Micromonas pusilla CCMP1545
Lineage: Eukaryota; Viridiplantae; Chlorophyta; Mamiellophyceae; Mamiellales; Mamiellaceae
Exons: 1
Coding region: 1-753 (250 amino acids)
Molecular function (GO): S-adenosylmethionine-dependent methyltransferase activity
Source: RefSeq, a predicted model, not a curated record